AUGGAGGCUCGGCCAUCCAAGAUGGCGUCGACUGACCCGGACAGGACCGGGGAGGAAACUGAGGACGGCAGCCAUUUUGUGUUGGCGACGGUGGGACAGGAUUGGCUGGCCGAGGUAGUGAAGGCGAGGUGUCUGACACGGUGCUGUGUCGUACGGCUGGAGAGAGUGCACAAACUGCACGGCAACACCAAGACCAGCCUGACCAGUAAUCGACCACACAGCGAGACCAGCCUGACCGUAACUCGACCACACAGCGAGACCAGCCUGACCGUGAACUCGACCCCACAGAGAGACCAGCCUGACUGUAACUCGACCCCACAGAGAGACCAGCCUGACCGUAACUCGACCACACAGCGAGACCAGCCUGACCGUAACUCGACCACACAGCGAGACCAGCCUCACUGUAACUCGACCCCACAGAGAGACCAGCCUGACCGUAACCCGACCCCACAGAGAGACCAGCCUGACCGUAACUCGACCCCACAGAGAGACCAGCCUGACUGUAACUCGACCCCACAGCGAGACCAGCCUGACCGUAACUCGACCCCACAGAGAGACCAGCCUGACCGUAACUCGACCCCACAGCGAGACCAGCCUGACCGUAACUCGACCACACAGAGAGACCAGCCUGACCGUAACUCGACCCCACAGCGAGACCAGCCUGACCGUAACUCGACCCACAGAGAGACCAGCCUGACCGAAACCCGACCCCACAGAGAGACCAGCCUGACCGUAACUCGACCCCACAGAGAGACCAGCCUGACCGUAACUCGACCACACAGAGAGACCAGCCUGACCGUAACUCGACCACACAGAGAGACCAGCCUGACCGUAACUCAACCACACAGUCUCGUCCCUAAAGACCACGUUCCCAGGGACAGUCUCGUCCCUAAAGACCACGUUCCCAAGGACAGUCUCGUCCCUAAAGACCACGUUCCCAAGGACAGUCUCGUCCCUAAAGACCACGUUCCCAAGGACAGUCUCGUCCCUAAAGACCACGUUCCCAAGGACAGUCUCGUCCCUAAAGACCACGUUCCCAAGGACAGUCUCGUCCCUAAAGACCACGUUCCCAAGGACAGUCUCGUCCCUAAAGACCACGUUCCCAGGGACAGUCUCGUCCCUAUAGAGCACGUUCCCAAGGACAAAGACAGUCUCGUUCCUAAAGAGCAAGUUCCCAGGGACAGUCUCGUCCCUAAAGACCACGUUCCCAAGGACAGUCUCGUCCCUAAAGACCACGUUCCCAAGGACAGUCUCGUCCCUAAAGACCACGUUCCCAGGGACAGUCUCGUCCCUAUAGAGCACGUUCCCAAGGACAAAGACAGUCUCGUUCCUAAAGAGCAAGUUCCCAGGGACAGUCUCGUCCCUAAAGACCACGUUCCCAAGGACAAAGACAGUCUCGUUCCUAAAGAGCAAGUUCCCAGGGACAGUCUCGUCCCUAAAGACCACGUUCCCAGGGACAGUCUCGUCCCUAUAGAGCACGUUCCCAAGGACAGUCUCGUCCCUAUAGAGCACGUUCCCAAGGACAGUCUCGUCCCUAUAGACCACGAGCAAGUUCCCAGGGACCACCACAGAAGGAAGGUGGGAGGAGCUCCUAAAGAGGGGAGGAGCGUGUCUCGGCAGGGGCCCGCCACCAGUAGGAAGGUGGGAGGAGCUCCUAAAGAGGGGAGGAGCGUGUCUCGGCAGGGGCCCGCCACCAGUAGGAAGGUGUGUGUGAGCGGUAUGAGUGUGAGCCGCUGGGGAAGGAGAGACGGGGCUCCCAACAGCAGAGCAGCACCUCCUCCUGGCCGGGCUGGGGACUGCAGCAUUACUGAACUGCUGUCUGCUCAACACACACAUGGGGUAUCCAGUCUAUCAGACAGUAUAGUAUUGGGGACUCCAGUUCGUGGUAACAGACUCCACCUGUCCUCUCUGCUGGUCAACCUCACUCCUGAGACUUACACCUGGAGUCGCCUCAAAGCUGCCCUCUCCCUACACAGGAAGACCAAAGCGUUCCUGACUCCGAAGAGGCCUCUCUACCUGCUGUCCUCUCCUGGGGCGGAGCUAGGGGCGGAGCUAGGGUGGGGCUAGGGGCGGAGCUAGGUGAUGUCAGUCAAAAACUGUUCUCCACACCCCGCUGCACGCCCCGCCCACCAAACCUCCGCUCAACGAUACGGGGGAGCACUCCUCUGAGUGUGUAUUCGUUAGACGGAGAGCUGUCUGAUGACCAGAAGGUGUUUUCGGAGUGUAACCAGACAGGACCUCUGGGCUUCCAGGACUGUCUCCCAGCAGCCAGGAUGAAGCUGUGUAGGAAGGUAGGAGAGGGGACCUUCGGAG
Molecule: messenger RNA, 2313 nt
Organism: Oncorhynchus keta (chum salmon)
Lineage: Eukaryota; Metazoa; Chordata; Actinopteri; Salmoniformes; Salmonidae
Product: proteoglycan 4-like
Exons: 6
Coding region: 1-2067 (688 amino acids)
Source: RefSeq, a predicted model, not a curated record